AUGACAAGAAUUGUUUUUGAAUCAUCAGAAGAUGGAAUAAAUAAAUUACCAGAAAUUAUGGAACGUUUCCAUACAAUCUUACUCAAUUCACAAAACGACUAUGAUGUAAACAUUUCUAUUUCAGUGUCAAAAAUUAAUUCAAAAUAUAAUAAAAAUACAUCAAAUAAUCUUUUAACAUCAUCUUCUGUUACACCACCUACUGACAUAAGAUUACAGAAAAAAAGAGGUGAAAAAUAUAAUGAGACAACUCAGGCAACAGGAACAAGUUCUGUAGUUCAACAAACAUCAGGUGGAUAUGUAGAUUUGGCCAAACUAAGGGCUGGUCAAAGUCAAAAUUUUGAAAAAAUUUCUAAAUCAUUAAUUAGCAAUAGACCUCAUCGUAGAUAA
Messenger RNA from Strongyloides ratti, 387 nucleotides. RefSeq lists its product as hypothetical. NCBI's taxonomy places the organism in Eukaryota, Metazoa, Nematoda, Chromadorea, Rhabditida, Strongyloididae. The coding region runs from base 1 to 387 and encodes 128 amino acids. The record is from RefSeq and is a predicted model, not a curated record. The transcript has a single exon.